Podarcis lilfordi (Lilford's wall lizard) is the source of this 6519-nucleotide messenger RNA. The record is from the annotation of a GenBank genome assembly. NCBI's taxonomy places the organism in Eukaryota, Metazoa, Chordata, Lepidosauria, Squamata, Lacertidae.
GGUGGGGGCUCGAGCAAAGCCGUCGAGCGGCUGGAGGGCCUUCUGGGAGUUGUAGUUCUUUUGCCGUAUCCAGGGCUCGAAUAGUUCCUAACAAGGACUACAUUUCCCAUGCAUCCCUGCGGCGGGGAAGAUUAGGCAGGGCGUUGAGAUUUCUGUUAAGUCUUGGUCUCGGGAGCCGGACGGGAAGGGAUCGGGUCUCCUCCGGGGCAGGUAAUCCGACUUGUCGGCGGUAGGGGUGUGGGGGGUGAUAGCGGAGGAGGCGGCGUCUUGGUCGCCUAGACUGAAGAAUGGCUCCCUUUCCUCUCCCUCCUUCUCCCUUUUCCCGAUCUCCCCACUUGGAACUGGCUACUCUCUCUUUCUCUUUCUCUCUCUCCUCCUCCCCAUUUCCAGAUACGGGGAAGGCUCUUUCUUCCAGAUCCAAGUUCCCCAGUGUGAAAUCUGGGUGGCCGUAAAUUCGCCUGACUUCAGUAGGUCGCAUCUGCGUGUUUUGGAAAUUUGCUGGCCAGGCAACUAAAAACUUGCACGCAUUUAAAAUGGGCUGGUGAUUCAGGGUGCGUUCUCACGUUAAACGUGACUGUGGCGUGUGCACGCCGGAGUUUCCCUCACUCUGAGAACACAUAACGCCUGAAUGAUACACCAGUGUACUGUUUGCGCUUCUGGUUUUGCUGCCAAUUGAUCAGCCUGGUUUUCAGUAUGAUUUAUUGGCAGCAGUUGUACAGGGCUUCAAAUAGGGAGCUUUCUGAUCCUCGGUGGUGCAGGGUGGGUUUGUCCUCCCAAGUGCUUUGUUUUUCUAUGAGAACUCAGUCAAGGGAUCUUUAGUAAUGGACACAGGAGACCAACCUUUAUCCUAAGUUUGUUGGCACACAGAUGCAGAUGGUCUGGGGAAAUGAAAGCUGAUUGUGUCCAAAUCCCAGGGGGUGGGAAGUAAGAGGAGGUUUAAGGAUUUAUUUCCUUCUCCCAAAGCCUAGUGCAAAGUUAUGACUAGAUGAUUCCUUCCUUUGCCUGAUUUCUUCUACGUGUGAUAUCAGGGUGGAUGGUGUAGCAUCCUUAAAGCAGCCAAGUGCAAUUCAAGGGCCCGUUGCUGCUUCCAGCUUCUGCUUUCUGCUUUCUACUUUGUGCUGAGCUCUAUCCAUAUGCCUUCCUAUGUUCUCUGCAAAUGCAGAAAGACUGGGGUGGAGAGACAUCAUUGGUGACCACAAAUAGUGACCAUCAAUUGCAUUAAAAGCAUUACUGCUUUGAACAGGUAUAGGCAAACUUGGCCCUCCAGAUGUAUUGGGACUACAAUUCCCAUCAUCCCUGACCACUGGUCCUGUUAGCUAGGGAUGAUGGGGUUGUAGUCCCAAAACAUCUGGAGGGCCGAGUUUGCCUAUGCCUGGUUUUGAAGGACAAAUGCUUUGUUCUUGUUUUUUCCUUUUUAAUUUGACUCGUCAUAAUGACUUUGCUUCAUUAUUUCUGAUCAGUUUUAAAACUAUCAAUUGUAUCUUCCUUGCAGAGGGAGCUCUGAUAUCCGUGGUGAUUGAAAUCCGCUUGGGAACAGCAUAGUGUGUGUUCCUUUCUUAAAACGUAAGUUUCUCAUCAUGCCUCUAGACCAAAAUUUUCAAAUUUUUGGCUCCUGUCUUUUACUUUUCCCCUCACAAUUUACAUUUACUUUUAUAUACCCCUUUGUGUAUGAAGUGAAGGGUCAUAGCUCAUAGAUGGUGCUUUUGCUUUAUAUGUAGAAUGUCCCAGGUUAAGUUCCCAGCAUCUCAGGGCAGAGCUGGGAAAGAUCCCUAAGUAAAAAACUGGAGGACCACUAACAGUCAGUGUAGACCAUGAAGCAAGGGUCCAAUGGAGCACAGGCAGUAGCCUGCAUAAGGGGAGGGGCAUCUCUUUAUCUAACUUGAGAUGCACCAUUCCUACAUCAAGACACUGAGAGACUUUCUUCAAUCAGCACUUUCCGCCCAGUGCUGGUGCAUCUGAUAUCUGCUUGCCCAAAGCUGCAGAUCAAUCAAAACAUGUGGGGUAUCCAUUAUUGGGAUUCUAAAAUGAUUUUUUUUUAUUAAGAACAAAUAUUGGAGGGUGGGAGGAGAGAUUUAGAUUGAUGUUGGAGGGGGGAGUGUUAACCCUUUCCCUUUUACAGUAUUUCCUGAAUUUCAGUUGCCCCCAGUUUUCAAAGAAGAAGCAAGACUGGUUCCUGUAGUGUACCUUCCUCUUUGGGGCUAAUGGUUGCUUUAGGGUUGAUUUUAAAUGAGGGGAUGGCACAGACAGGAAGAUACAUCACCUUGCCAAAAGCCCACACACAUUUUCCCUGCCCCCAGCUGUUCUUAACUGAAGAAAAAAAAUCCAUGUUUAGUUUUGCCAGAAAAAAAUUGACUAUCAUAGUAAAUAAAACAAUGAGCUCACUUUCACAAUAUGGUAAGCCAAACUAUGACUUACGGAGCCCACAAAAAUGUAUGUGGUCCCAGAGAGGAGCUUUAAGGUGUUUUGCUCCUCCCUGGGCCUUUUUAAUGCACUGAACUAAGUUGUUUUGGACUACAUCUCCCAUUAGUGCUGGCCAGGGAUGAUAGGAGUUGUAUUCCAGAACAUUUGGAGGGCACAGGCUGGCAAUGGUGGCUGUAUACACUUACUUGGGAUUAAUUGCCUUGAAUUUAAUAGGACUUAGUUCCAGUAAAUGUGCCCAAUAUUGGCACCUGGUCAAAAUGUUGGGAACAAAGAGCCACAUUUAUUGGGAGUGGUUUGGAACUGGUAAAAUCUAUUAAUAAAACAUUGCACUUGCAUAUGAUCUCACUGUUCUGGUCUAAGAAAAUCAUUGUGCUUGGCUCUUGAAUCAACAACGGAAGUUGUUGUCUUGCCACUGAGGUCCUUGUGUCAGAUGGAAAGAAUGGAUUUAUGUAGUAUCCGACUAUAAAAACAGAACCAGCUAACAAAACAUUGGAAAAUCUCAGAACAGGUCCAUGUACUUUGCGAUUCCCCCCUGAUCAAACCCUGCCCAUCCAACCAUGCAUUGUCAGCUUCUGAGACUUUCCUGUUACCAGAGCGGUAGUCUCGUAAUCUGGGGAACCGGAUUUGCGUCUCCGCUCCUCCACAUGCAGCUGCUGGGUGACCUUGGGCCAGUCACACUUCUUUGAAGUCUUUCAGCCUCACUCACCUCACAGAGUGUUUGUUGUGGGGGAGGAAGGAAAAGGAGAAUGUUAGCCGCUUUGAGACUCCUUAAAGGGAGUGAAAGGCGGGAUAUCAAAUCCAAACUCCUCCUCCUCCUCUUCUUCUUCUUCGUCUUCUUCUUACCAAGUCUCUGGCAAGCAGCCACUCAUGGGCUAUAUUCACCUUUUUUGUGUACACCCAGUUUAGAUGGGUGGUAGAUGAUGUGUCUCAGUAAAAUUCAUCUCUGCAAUUUUUUUUUUUAGUAGAUCGGUUGUUCACAGAUAAGACUCCCAAAAAAAUGAAUAAAGAUGCCCAAAUGAGAGCAAGCAUAAACCAAAAGCUAAUCGAAACAGGAGAACGAGAACGGUAGGUGGGCUUUGUUUCCUGUUCCACAUGUAGGAAUAUAUUGCAUCUCUAUGGCUGCAGUCGUAACCCCACAUGGUUAGGAUUGGAGACUUCUGUGUUCAUUACUAGGGAAAAAAGGUGUGUUAAUAUACGAAAAGUCCUGCUGGAUCAGGCCAGUGGCCCAUCUAGUCCAGCAUCCUGUUCUCACAGUGGCCAGCCAGACGCCUAUGGGAAAUUUACAAGCAGGACCCAAGCACAAGAGCACUCUCCCUUUCUGUGAUUUCUAGCAGCUGGCAUUCAGUAGCAUUACUCCCUCCAAUCAUAGAGGCAGAACAUAGCCACCAUGGGUUGGAGCAACCUAUUGCCUUAUCCUCCAUGAAUUUGUCUAAAGCUCUUUUAAAGCCGUUCCCUGCAGCCCUUCUAAAUCUGGUUCUGGGGGUCAUGGGGCGGUUGAGAGGAGUAUGCAGGGGGAACUGCAGAUGGAGAGGAGAACCUGUAUCCAGUUGGUAUCACUGAGCCUAAGUACAAUUGUAGAGACAAUAAAAUUGGUGGGUGGUUGGGACCAUGCAUGCUGCCCUUAAUCACUUGGAGUAAAAAAAACUACAAAUAUAGCUGGUUUGGGAUUUUGCUUAUUGGGUCCAUGUUAGCUUUCUAAUUCAGGUUGUUGGACCCCUCUGCCCCAGCUAGCAUGGCUGCAAUCCAACAACAUCUGGAGGGCUACAGAUGUGUCACCCUUGGAUUAGGUUUGGCCAGUGCAGAUUCCACAUUCCAAGCAUUUGUUUGUGCUAAUCUCUCUUAUGUGUGGUAGUUUAUAUUUGUGGCUCGAUAAUGCGGUUUACUUUACUGUCCUCUAACGACAUGUUGUUUUACAGCCUUAAAGAGUUACUGAGAGCCAAAUUAAUCGAAUGUGGCUGGAAGGACCAGCUGAAGGCACACUGCAAAGGUAAUUGUCGGUUGAUCUCGGUAAUUGUGAAUGUAUUGACAGAGCUAAGCCAUAAGUACAAAGCAUAUGGAAGUGAGUGCCUAUAUAUCUGCAUUUUAAAAACUGAUAGUUUUUUUAAAAAAAACAACAACACCUGUCUGUUUCUUUCCACCUCCAUUCUAGCAGUUUUAAGCACUGCAUUUUAGACCCAGUUCCUUCUAGAACCAAAAUGUCCAUUUCCCAGAAGAUUUAUUCCACCUUCUGGCACAUAAUCAUCAGCUGCUUAAAAUUUCUAUUUUAAAAAAAGUUUAUUUUUUUCUCUCUUUAUUAUAUUUAUACCCAGGCUAUGCUUCUAACAAGCUAAAUCUGAUGAUGAUUUCAGAAUUAGGUUGACUGAGGUUCCUACUUUUAUAUGGUCACUAGUUCGAGUAUAUUUUUCCUUCCUAUUUCUGUAUAGGUCCAAUGCAGACAUGACACAUCUGAUCACUUAAAGUUAAAUGUGUAAAUGCGCUUUGGAAUGAGCCGCAAUACAUGUGUUGAGUUUUUUCAUACUGGCUAGGCCUAUCAUUUUCUAAUUUGAAGUAUUGUGUGUAACCUUGCUUAGAUGUCAUCAAAGACAAAGGCCUAGAGCAUGUCACGGUUGAUGAUUUGGUGGCAGAAAUUACUCCCAAAGGCAGAGGUAAGAGAAGUAACAUUGCUUUGACACCUAUGCAAAGAACAGUGAUGUGUAUCUGGCUGAGAUUUAUGUACUGCUGCAUCUAGGAAAGUGAAUCUGUGGUUGUGCAGUCAUUCCUGGACUGCAGCUUCCAUCAUUCCUAAUCAUUGGCCAUAUUGGCUGGUGCUGAUGGGAGUCGGAGUGCAACAACACCUGGAGAGAUUCAGGUUCUUCAUCCUUGAUCUAGGAGAAUGCCGCAAUUGGUUUACAAUAAACAAGAUUCUCUGUCAUCUUGAGGCAUGUACCUAAUUGUGCUCAUUUACUUAAUUGCGAAGAGAUGAAUUGAAUGUGUUUAAUGUGAUCAGCCAUAGGCAAUUAGGAAAGGAAGAAAGAAAGAAUUGAGUAAAACACUGGCACCAGCACAGCUCUAGCUACAGGCAAAUAGUCUCAUGUAACAACUGGACAUGUACCCUCAAUAUUAUCGGAAAAUGCAUCCAGCUAGUUCAGUAUUUCCUGAUGCGUAUUAAUGGCUUGGAUCCUAAUUAGUUCUCAGUGAUUGGAAGGGCCUCUUCUGUUUUGUCCAAGCAGAGUUCAAGGUGGAUCACAGCAAAUUAAACCACUGGCAAUAAUUAAAGGACAUAGAAUAGAGUUAUAACCCAAAAACAGAUACAAUAAUUUCAGGUAACAUCAAAGUUGAAUUCAGCCUAGCCUGACUGCCUGGCAUUUUUUUACAAACCCAUAAAGACUAAGGCUGGGAGAUUUCUCUUGGAAGAGAAUGACACAAACGUGCCACUGUGCAAAAGUUCAUAUGAUCCAUCCAUCCAAAGACAGCCCAUGGGCUAUUGAUUGUGACCUGCCAGAUGCUCAACAACUCAGACAAACCCAGAGAUACUAACUUCCCAGUAGACUGGAACUAUACAUGGCUGUUGGGCUUUGUAGAGCCAAAGUUCUGAUCUCAUGGGGUUUGUUAUUAACCUGGACUAAACAGGAUGAAUAUCGAGGGAUAUAAAAUUGGGCUCUUCACUUUGUAUGUAUUCUAUAAAAAUGGUGUUUGCACUGCAGCACUUGUAAGCUCCUGUUGUCACAUGUAAUGUGGCUACAGCUUGAUUUCUCACAUCUUUUCCCCACUCUCAUCUCUUGCUAUUUAUUCUUACUUUUCAGCCUUGGUACCCGACAGUGUAAAGAAAGAGCUUCUACAAAGAAUAAGAACAUUCCUCGCUCAACACGCCAGCCUUUGAUUUCUUCCAUUGAGUCUUACCAUGUUGUAUUACGUGAAUCUUGCCAGAAACUGGAAGACGUUUUUCCAUGCUUUAGGGUUGAAAGUUCACUUUUUUUUAAUGUUUAGUUACUGGAAGCGUACUUUGCUACAUUGACUUCUUAAUUCUUGCUAUUUUAAUAAAAAAUAAAAUGAACUGCUUGUGGGUGUAUGUUGGAAAGAGAUGCCAUUUCUUGCCAUUAAAAGGUUAUUGUGUCGCUU